AUGAGCCCGCAUCUUCGCUUCACCAAACUCGACGUCUUCACGUCGACGCCUUUCUCUGGAAAUCCCCUCGCGAUAGUCCAUGUCCCCCCGAACGUGACGCUAUCCCAGGACGAGAAGCAGCUCGUCGCGCGCGAGUUCAACCUCUCGGAGACCGUCUUCCACCACGAGCAGGACUCCCACGACCCUGUCACGAUCGACAUCUUCACGACAACCGAGGAACUGCCCUUCGCUGGCCACCCGACCAUCGGCUCCGGCUUCCACCUACUCUCAAUCGCGCCCGAUCGCGACACGGUCACGCUCCGGACCAAGGCGGGGGACAUCCCCGUGGUGCAGGAGGGCGGGAUGGUGAAGCUGCAGGUCCCCAUCGACUUCAAGACGCACCCCUCGCUCGCCAUCCCGCAGCUCAAGACCCCGCAGGCGGCCCUGCACGACGCCGACUUCGUCCACGGGCGCACGGGCGCCGAGGCGUGCGCGUCGAUCGUCAAAGGCAUGACCUUCGUCCUGCUCGCGCUCGCGUCCGAGGACGCGCUCGCGCGCAUGGGGCCGUACCCGGCGCGCCUGACCGUGCCGGACGCGGAGACGGUUCUCGGGCCCUGGGGCGUCGGCUUCGCCGGCGUGUACGCGUUCUUUGAGCGCGCCGACGGCGUCGUGCGCACCCGCAUGUUCGACGGGACGCUCGAGGAUCCGGCGACGGGCUCGGCGGCCUCGACGCUGGCGGGGUGGCUUGCGCUGCGCCGCGGGCCUGGUGUUCAUGUGGUCGACAUUCUGCAGGGUGUCGAGAUGGGCAGGAGGAGCGAGAUCAAGGUCACGGUGAGAGUAGGGGACGAUGGCGUGAUUCAGCGAAUUGAAUUGGAGGGAGCGGCGGUGAAGGUCAUGGAGGGAUUUAUUGAUAUCUAA
Mycena citricolor is the source of this 897-nucleotide messenger RNA. The record is from the annotation of a GenBank genome assembly. Lineage: Eukaryota; Fungi; Basidiomycota; Agaricomycetes; Agaricales; Mycenaceae.